Sugiyamaella lignohabitans is the source of this 1005-nucleotide messenger RNA. It is a transcript of the gene BUD13, whose product is annotated as Bud13p. The record is from RefSeq and is a predicted model, not a curated record. Gene Ontology annotation, biological process: mRNA splicing, via spliceosome. NCBI's taxonomy places the organism in Eukaryota, Fungi, Ascomycota, Dipodascomycetes, Dipodascales, Trichomonascaceae. Gene Ontology annotation, molecular function: RNA binding. Bases 1 to 1005 code for a protein of 334 amino acids. The transcript has a single exon. Gene Ontology annotation, cellular component: RES complex; U2-type spliceosomal complex.
AUGUCGCUGGCGGAUUAUCUGGCCAAGAAUUAUCUUUCGGCGGACAAGAAACCCAAGAAGAAAAAGAAGAAGAGCGAGAAAACCGCGAGUCACGCAGAAAGCGCCGUGGUUCUCGAAAAUGAGGACGUGCUUGGCUGGGAAGGCACGCCAGUUGGAGCUUCUUUCGAGCAGGAGGACGACGAUGAAGACCUAGGUCUGCCCCAGACGACUGGGAAAGAGGCCAAAGAACCCAGAUGGAAAAGGCUGGGGGGUAAAUCCGGCGAUUAUACGAGUUUAAGUCAAGCAAAAAUACAGAAGGAACCCGAACUCGAUGUCGGAUCACGGAGGAGUGGAGUUGAACAAGGGCGAGAGGAAGACAGUGAAGACCCAUCGACGAUGAUGUCAAACGGAGCUCGAGCAGGUCUUCAAACAGCAGAACAAGUCAGAGAAGCCAUGGAGAAACGACAACAGGCCGAACUGGCGAGAUUUCUUAACGAUGAUGACGCUCUUUCUCGACAGAAUGCGAAGACAAUAUACCGAGAUGCUUCCGGUCGAGUCAUUGACCUGGCAGCUCAAAAUAAUGAAAAAGCGAAACAAGAAGCACUAGAAAAAGUCAAAAAAGAAGCUCGCCAACGCGAAAGACAGCUUGGAGCAGUACAAAAGUUGAACCAGGAAGCGCAUCGACAGCAGCUGUCUGAGGCCGGUACCUCGUCCAUCAAUAUCCAUGCCGAUGAUAGAGAACUCAACGAGGAACAGAAAUCGCAAUACAGAUUCAACGAUCCUGCCGCAAGGUUCAGUAGGUCAGUGAAACAGCAAAAAGAGCAAUCACACGGUCAAACACGUACCUCUGCCACCGGACUGCCCAACUACAGAGGUCCAUAUAACCCCAACCGAUUCAAUAUCCCGCCCGGUGUGAAAUGGGACGGGGUGGAUCGAUCGAACGGGUUUGAAGCUCUAUAUUUGAAGAAGCAGAACGAACGUAGAGAAAAGAAGGCCCUUUCUUACAGCAUGGCCAUUGAUGAUUAA